Molecule: messenger RNA, 1914 nt
Organism: Hyla sarda
Lineage: Eukaryota; Metazoa; Chordata; Amphibia; Anura; Hylidae
Exons: 5
Coding region: 1-1413 (470 amino acids)
Source: RefSeq, a predicted model, not a curated record
AUGGAUACUAAUACAGAGACUGCAUCUUUUACUCCUUCCACCGAUGUGUUUUCCUACAGCAGGGUUGAUGCAGACCGCAUUAUGGGGAGUUUACCCAAUGACGCCUCAUUCUUACACAAUCCAUCUAAAAUCGACCUCAGGAGGACCUAUGAAAAUGAAACUAAAAAACUAUUAUCGGUUCAACUUCAUCUCUCUACUAUGAGUGAAUAUUACAGAUCCAGGAAAAUACCAAGAGGUAUGAGAGCACAGCCGAGAGCUAAUGCAUUCACAAACGAUUCCGAUUACCGGACCUGCUAUGAAGCAAUUUCAAACAAAUAUUCUCUAGAUCUUAUACUGCUCAACAUAGAAUUCCUCCAAAGAGAUCUAACAGCAAUUAAGAACAAGGUAACUGAUGUGGAAACAGCCUUGAAAGCCUCUCUCACCGAGGAUGAAUGGCGUGAGCUAUCAGAAAAACAACAUACAUUUCUAUCUAAACAACGCACCCAAAUUGAGGAAACCAAAAGACAUAAAUGGUUCCGUGACUGUCAAGACUACACCACUGGUCAUGUGUACACGUGGGAAAAUUUAUCCACCACAGAAAAAAAACGGACAUCGUCAAAUCAACCAGGAGCCUUUUUUAGGGGGUACGCCGUCCGUCGGGGGCGGCCGAGACGAGGAGGACGCAAGCACCACAGAAACAGGAAAGACAAGAGCACAGAGGGCUGGUCGAGCCCAGAACCACAAAACUUCUCAACAAAGAAGGAAACAUCAAUAGACAACGCAGAGACUGUGUUCACAUGCCUUCCGGGUACCUGCCUUGACGUCACUCCACCCCACAUACUAUAUUCCGAUUACAUAUUCCUGAGGAAACAGCAACUAAAUAUCCAGCUACUACUAGUCUUUACUUCUUGUUCUUUGGCUAUUUACUCUACAUCUUACUGUGAAACAGAUAUCGGUCCAUACACACCGAGGAAAUCUUGGUCCACAUAUACUGAUGCCAGAACGGUCCCGGUUCAUAUACACCGCUCGUUACUACUGUGGUCGGUUGCCAAGGACAACCUCGAGUUUUGGAGCCUAAGUCCAAGUAUCAGGGACUGUAUUCCUUCUGGUCUACUUACCUUCUCUUUUUUCUGCUGCCUUUACAUACUGCGGUCGGUUGCUAGGGGCAACAACAAGAUAUGGAACCCCAGUCCUAGCAUCAGUGACUGCAUUUCCCCUUGUUUGCUUACCUGCUCUGUGUCUGCUGUUUUUACAUUUCAGCUUUCACUAGACUUUUUUUGCUGUCCCCCAGGAAUUGAUACAUUAUGUCUUUAUUUAGUACUGGAUUUAUCAUAUAUGAAUGCCAAGCAAAUUCAAUUAAUCUAUAUACACCCUGUGAACUGUGCAGCGAUAUUGAUAUGGCCUCAAUUUGCGCAUGGAUAUAAUCCUCACUGACAGGAUAUGGAACUAUUCUGAGCAUGCGCCAGCCACGUCUCGGUCCGGAGUCGGGUUGCCAUGGAUGCGAGGACGCGCUCCUGGUGUUACGUCCCACCCGAACCCGGAAAUGCUUCUACUCUUCAGCGAUGCGCACACCACUUCCGGCGCUUUGGCGCCUGUGAUCGGGAUACAUCGCAGCAGGACCCCGGAAGGCAUUCACAUUUCGUCACGUAAUUACAGAUCACUACCAGUGCACUUUGAUUUAUUAUGCUUAAUACCGGUAUCUCUAUAUCAGAUGAUGAUCGGAUGUUUAUAUAUGUAUGUAACACUGUAUAUGUUGGUUUAUAUUAUUGAUUGCACAAUGUUCUCUGAUGACCUCUUUGUUUACAUAUGUCAAUCAUGUAUUACCUAUGUCACAUGACCUGGUGGGCGGUCUAUAAAUACCCACCAGUAUCACUAUGAUUCACUUGAAAAAGCCAGCGUGAGGCUGGUGAAACGUUGUCUAUGCACAUGAUGGAA